CCGGCAGUGUACGGCCGGCCGCUACAUCGCGCGGACGGGUGCACGAUGCGCGCGCGGUGAAACAAACAAUCGCGAUGCUGUUCGAGAGUCCCAACGCGAAACUGUACCCGGCGUUCAACAUCCCGCCGCCCGUGAGGCUCAGUGGGGCGCUGGGCGGUGUGGAGGUGCUGGAUGGAGGGCUGGUGGGCGGCGAGCUGACGGCUCACGUGCUGAGCGCGCAGGCGGCCGCGCACGCCGCCGCCACGGCCGCCGCGGCCGCGCACCAGCAACACCAGCAACAGCAGAUUGCUGUGCAGCAAAUCAACCCCUAUUUCCCAACAGAAACAUCCCCGUCAUCUGGGCGGUCUACCCCAGUGACGUCACAAGCCAAUGGCACAGCCCCCGCACCCACGGGGAGCACCUCACCGUCGCCGAGCAAGCUGUUUGUGGGCGGGCUCAGCUGGCAGACUAGCUCGGAGAAGCUAAGAGAGUAUUUUGCCAUGUUCGGACCAGUUACCGAUGUGCUGAUCAUGAAAGAUCCUGUGACACAGAGAUCGCGCGGCUUCGGCUUCAUCACGUUCCAGGAGGCGUCCUCCGUGGACAAAGUGCUGGCCGUGCCGGUGCACACGCUGGACGGCAAGCGCAUCGACCCCAAGCACGCCACGCCCAAGUCCGCGCCGCGCCCCGCCAAGACCAAGAAGAUAUUCGUCGGCGGCGUCGGCCAGGACACGUCCGCCGAGGAGGUCAGGUCUUACUUCUCACAGUUCGGGCUCGUCGAGGACGCCGUCAUGCUCAUGGACCAGCAGACCAAGCGCCACCGCGGCUUCGGCUUCGUCACCUUCCACUCGGAGGAGGCGGUGGAGCGCGUCUGCGACAUCCACUUCCACACGAUCAAGAACAAGAAGGUGGAGUGCAAGCGCGCGCAGCCCAAGGAGGCCGUCGCGGCCGCGCCGCUCGCGCUCGGCAAGCGGCUCGUGCUGCGGCCCGGCCGCGGGCUCGUGUACGCCGCCAGCGGCGUGGGCGCCGUGCCCGCCGUGGGCGCCGCGCACGCCUACCGCUACGCGCCGUACGCGCUGCCCACGGCCGCCACGGCGGCGACGGCGCUGGUGGCGCCCCCGCAGCCGGCGCCGGCGCCCGCGCUGCCGCAGUUCGGCGCCGCGUACUCGCUGGCCGGCGUGGACAUGUCGUCGUUCCAGGGCGUGGACUGGGGCGCCAUGUACGGCCUGCCCAUGUACAUCUAAACGGUAACGAGCAAUAUUCACAUGAAAACCCCACCCGCCUACAGAGGUUAGGUUCUUAGCUCGGCUAUUUUAUUUCUUACGAUAGAGUUCCUACGUACUAUUUUUGUUUAAUUAAGGUGUUUGUCUUGCCGCGUACUCGCAGUGGCCACAAGAGGGAAUGAUCAGUAUUCGAACGUAGUUAAGAUGUUUAUUGGCUCAUUAAACUUAGUGUAAGGCAGUUACAAGCAAUACUUUGCCCGCUACGGGCGUCAAAGAGAACGCAUUUCAUUUUUUUUUUAUUAAAAAGUUAAUUUAUUAAGGCGACUCCCAACGGAGACGCUGCAGUAGGAGACACGGCCCACGUUGUGUCGUACCCGAGUCACUCUGUCUAGUAGACGCGUGUGACUCGCAGCUACACUAGUGCAGGCGUCGUGCUCUGUCCGACAGCUCGCGUCGUUGCGUGUCCCCUUAACUUUUAAAUAUUAAGGCGAAGAUCUCAAAUAAUUUAGUUGCGAUAAAAAAAAACUAAUUUUUUUCUUAUAUUUUGUCUUUGAUAUUUUGUAAUUUAGUGUAGACGUAGUGCACGAUUGUUUGGCGAUACAUUAACCGUUUGAUAUUAUUUAUGAUGACUCGACUGUAUUUUAUGAAUCUCAUACGCAGCUGUAUUUUUAUGGUAAACGAUAUAGGAUUUAAUAUAUACCUCUCUAUAUAUACAUUCGCGGCGAGAAUGACGCUGUGUGACUGCGCUAACUCUCAAUUAUAAUUAUUCUAAAAUAAUAUUUAAACAUCUACCCUCAAAUUUAAAACAAAAUUAGGCAAUUCUAUUGGAUUACUCUCAUCCCGCACUCAGGCGCGGGACUGUAGAUAAAUUAAAUUAAAAAAAUAUAUAAAUAAAAUUAGGCUAAAAAAAAAGUAUUAAAAACUCAAAUGAUUAAAAAGGAAAUGGUAGAAAAUGUCAGUAUUAUUAUUAACGGUGCCAUUUCGCUAGGAACAUACGUUUGUGCCAAAUUUCGCUCAGUUUUGUGUUUAGAGAACUCUUUUUUAAUUAAGCUUCUAUCAUGACGAAUGACAACUACUGUCAGCUGUCAGCUGUCAACUUGACAUGUGUCAAAAGCUGGUUUGUGACGUCACAAGGCAGUCCCGCCAAGCGCUACGUCACACGGCGUCGGCCGCUCUGCUCACGACUCUCAUACAUAUCGGACGAGCGGAAAAGCAAUCUCAUUCUACAAUAGUAUUAUAAAUUGACAUACGUAGAUAUAGUACUCGCGCUAUCCUGGUACAUUUUGCCCUUUAAAAAGGCAGCUCUACUUAAUAAAAGGCAAUAUAUCAUAUACUUGAUACUGAUAUCCAAAAUUAAGCAAUAUUUUCUUCAAAAAUUUUGGAUGGAAAAGGCGAAAAUGUACCAGGAUAGCAGAGGUUUAGUUUACAUACAAUUAAUUUAGUUUAGCGUGUAUGAGUGUGCGACUAACACCUGUGUAACGUGACAAUAAGCUAAGUAUAUAAGCCGCCGUAGAUUGUCAUGGCCGCGCGACUUCGCCCCCACUGUCCUAUGUUUACAUUAGAAAGUAAAUAACUUUGGUUUUUUCAAGCCUACUGAGCUGGGCCCGCGUUGGGCGCCAAUUUGUUGGGUGUUGUCUUUGAAGAUUUUAAUAUUGUUAGAAAAGUAUCUGAAUCUUUUUAAAUGUGACAGAGAUGAAAAUGUCUUUAAUAUUAGUCCAAAUAUAAAAUCUGAACUAUCUGAGCUAUUGAAUAUGCAAGUAAGAAAAGAAAGAAUGUUUCAGUACAGAGACAGUAGCUAUUGUUAUACUAAAUUAUUAUGGUUUUUGAUGAAGCCAUCGCCCGAAUACUCAAACGCUACUCAAUUUUAAGUAGUACUAAAAUAUCGUGCUGUCUCUGUCAUUUUAUAAAGAAUUGAAGCCAUCGCCCGAAUACUCAAACGCUACUCAAUUUUAAGUAGUACUUAAAUAUCGUGCUGUCUCUGUCAUUUUAUGAAGAUAGUGACAGAACUACAUUUGAAAGCGUCUUUAAAUUGAGUAGUGUUUGAGUAUUCGGGCACAUAUCUUUUGAAGUAACCAAACAGUGGUUACUGUCUCUGUACUAAAUCAUGUUUAUUUUCUUACCUGCAUUCUAAACUAAAAACUAUUGAAAUAUAUAUUGAGAAAAGCUCAACUAGUUUUGAGUCACAAAGGGACUCUUCUACACGAACAUUGAGCACAGACUUCCAAAAGAGUGCUAAAUCUCUUCCUUUUUUAACCCCCUAUUACAUGGGACUUAUAACACAAAUGUUGAAAAGUCGACUGUAAAUUGUACAGUGGCAUUACGUGCCGUAAUGUGCACCUCUGCCUACCCCUGACGUUGCUCAUCUUUCUUCUAAGGCAAUAUCCAACAAAAUGUCCUCAGGAAGCAUGUUUACGUCCUUAUUAUAGAGAGUACUUAAUUUAUCAAAACGUAGCUUUAGACUCAAAAGCAAUAUAAUGUGAUUAGUGUGUGUAAAAGACAAAGAUGGUUGUGUUUGUGCAAUUCCUAGGUUUAAGCGGUGAUCUGGACUUAGUCCUAAGACCAGCAGUAUUAAAAACCCGGACGUGACUUUUCCAAAAUUUUUUGGUCCCCCCCCUAACUCUAAAAUCUAUAAAGUUUCCUAAAUGUGAUCUUGUACUUAAAAUAUUUACUCAAAAAUCUCAAUAAGUUACAUUAAAAUAUCUCAUACUUAUUACUUGGGACUAUCCCAAAAGAUAUCACAAUAAAAAACGGAGAAUUUCGUGUAACGUCUAUUACUAAAGUACUUAAAUUCCCUAUACAUAUUUAUAUUAGCGUAUAUUUUGGACGCAGGCGAGGCCGCGCGGCAGGCGUAGUGCAGUAUGCAUGGUAGCUUGGUCGGCUAUAUUCCUUACCAGCCGACGCACUUGUAACCGGAGCGUGUGGAAAUUUUAAGAUAAAACAAAAUGAGGGUAGUUGGGUGUGUAGUGGUCCCAUGCUGGGCGCCAACAGCCAAUAUGUAGACUGCACUCUUCAUACAGGCUAAACUGUUCUAUUUAUUGUUGCGGUGAGUGAUAUUAUGUAUCUGUUAUUUAUUUAUUUUACUCUGUGUUGUAUUACGUGUCGUAUCGAGACAGUUUCCACACGCCACGGCUACCGUAUGCUAUGAUAUUCACAUUAUGUAUACACAUACCUAUCCUUACUAUAUAGCAGUAUUCUAGCAUAAGUAGGAUUAGAAACCUCCUGAGAUUAAUCGGCACGGCACGCGCUCUCUCCUUAUAUACUAUAUAACCAGAUUGUGUAGACUCGAAUGUUUUAUUGUGAAUAAACUCAGUAACUAACAUGGUCAGGAAUUGAUUUUGAUACUUGUAAUGAUUGUUUAACGGUAGUCUGACAGCGCGUGCCUGCGUCACCCGACAGAUACACCUCUUGUACAUUAGCGGUCGAUUCCUGAGACACCAGUAGAGUGGUUGACUGUGUCAUGUGACAGCCGCGUGCUUCGUAUCUUGCCAAAUUAGAUAGAGGGCGGCCAGUGUGGGGACGCGAAGGAGCGACCAACGAGACUGCGGCCUGUCGCCCGUAACUCUGUGUACAUUGUAGUAGUCGCCACUAACGCAUGCGCAGACCAUCCUCUACAUCUCUGCCUGUCACACGUUGCGUCCACUUCCCCCGCGCCCUCACACGAACGUUGUAAUGUACUUAACUUUGUUUUCAUAUAUUGUACUGUUCCGACUUCCCUACGGGUGGAGCCAGCACCCUUUGGUUACUGGUGGCCGGCCCCCCGCGGCCGAGUGACGGCGCCCCCCCCCGUGCAGUGUGCCGUGCCGUGCUUGGGUAGAGGAGCACGGAGCCGACGUCACUCGGCCGCGCCCGCCGGCUGUAGGCUUAGUGUAGAGUUAGAAGGAGUUUGCCCGCUGUAAGAUGGAGCACUUAGUAAACCUGAUGUGUCAUUACAUGGAUAUAAUAUUAGAAAUUAAAAUUGUGUGUUUUAUUUAGCGUGGGACUUCCUGCUGGGUUUGGUUUGUUGUAUUUUACACUACUUUUUUUAUCUUUCUAGAUAGUUUGCACGUUGAACUUGUAGUAUUUAGUUAUGGGGUUGCCAUCUACACUUGGCUUUAAAACUGUGAUUAAUUACAUUUUAAUGUUAGGGCGAUCCCGACAGGCACUCGAUGGAAGUUGUAAGCUAUCUACUAAUAAGUUGGCAACCCUAGUGCGAUAUCGCUCGGUAUAGGAGGGUGGGACUCCUGGAUGGUAAGUGCCGCGAGUCGCGACCAGCAUGCGCGUACCAAAUGUGAUGUACUCGUGACUAACUCAAGACUUGACGAGAGAGAGACAGCAUGGUCGGCAUGAGGCGAUGAAUGAUACGUAAUCAAUUGUAAUCUUCCAUACAAUAUACUUCACUGUCAAUUUACUAAGGCAAAUGCCACACGUUGGUUGUGAUGCGUGCUAUUAAAAUAUUCCUUUUAAAGCGUAACUUUAAAAGGAAUAUUGUAUACGUAGACACGUAGUUUAGACCUAUAGACGCUUCGCUUCGGGCCCACAGGUCUUCCUGAUGUGACGAUUGUUUUGCCAAACGAAACAGGCCAAACUUUAGCCAAACGUUAAUUUUGCUCAACGUUGCGAGGUCGCAGUCGUGUGUACAUGUGCGAGGACUCGCGACACGGGAUAUUUUGCCAAACUAAACAAACGGACAUACGCCAGAGUAGCUUAAGGACGUGACAAUAAUAGUACGGGAUGUUGCCAACUCGACGCUGGUACUGUUUAUCUCUCGGUUGCCAUAUUCGUCAAUACAUUCCUCUCUAGUCAUUUUUUUUUAUUUAUUUUUCUUAAAAUUUGGCGGGAAACUGAUAUACAGAGUCUUAUCUUGCUCAAUACUUAUUCUUGCCUAGUUGUAGUUAAUUUCUAUCGAUAAUAAGCUUGACGCAGUAGUGAUGUGCCAUACACCAGAUAUGCCAUAGCACGCAAACGAUAAACUAGUGAUGUGCUUGUUCGCUCCAGGCUCACUGGACCAAAUGUAAACAGCAUUGGAAAAAAAUAUAUUAUAUAUUCUUAAUUAUGUAAGAUUACUAAGAUAUACAUAAAUAUACAAUUUUUGGAUUGGUAUAAUGUUAAAUUGAAGAUAAAAAUACUAUGUUGUGUGUUUUUAAUGUAUGGCAAUGCUAGAGUAGUGUUGUAGCGUAGACAUUUUGAAGUUUUACAUAACAUAUGGUAAAUAUGACUAACCGAAAGCAAUAACAUUUAAUAUUACUACAGCACGCGCGCGCUGCGGCUUGCACGAGGACUAGUGGAAAUAACGAUAAGUUGGACGUGUGUCGGUUGAUGUUGCCAGACUAAAAUAUUCAAAAACUACUAACAUUCAACUAAAACUAUGGAAAAAAUGCAUUUUUAUACACAAACGGAAUCUCUAAAAGAGUUUUGAACGUCAAUGCGACACACAGUAAAAUAGAAAAUUAAAGAUUUAAGUAUAAUGCACUUGGCUAAGUAUCGACUGGGCACGGCAGCGCGCGCAUCGUUAGAGUUAUUAUAAUUAUACACACAUGCAUACAAAUACAAAUAUUUUUGUAUAAUUAGGUAUCUGUGUAACGUAGAGUGUUGAUUAAACUUGUACUUUUUAAUGGUAAGCGAUACAAGACGAGUUGCUUGUGUUCGCCGAUAGAUGUCACUGUUAUAUAGUACUGUUGUUGUGGUCUUGAAUUCUUAGCCUUUUUUUAAGAGGGAAAAUCAUCCAAUGUCUUCUCCCGCCUUGGGCGAGGCGAGAGGGAGUGUCAAACUCUUACUGACUAAACACCACCCCGUUCCUUCGAGCCGGAUCCCAGGUAAUCCCGCCCUACUGGGCUCCAUCUGUGGUGGUCUGAUGGCUCUUUGAGGCGCCCGCAGAACGCGACGCGCCGUACGCAUGAAUUCAUAGCCUAAAUCAAUUAUAUCAAUGAAUGGUUCCUAAGCCCCCGAAAGAGCGGCACAGCUUUUGUAACCAGAGAAGUCUGGUUAUGCGGUCCGUACGAUGCGGAUCAGUGGACGCAGUUGUAUGAGUUUCUAUACAAGACAAACUAAAAUCCGUUGCGUGCGAUGCGUACGAUGCGGGCAUGUGGACGCUUACCUUUAGAUUGUGCGGACUGUAAUAUUAAACUCAUUUAUAGUUUCGUCUUUAGAGUAAAAGUUUCUCGAUUCUUUGAAAUCCAUUUCCUAUAACAUGGAUAGCCAAUUACUGAGAGUUGAACAUAAAAAGACUCCUCAAGUCCGCAAAUUACGGUUUCUAAGAUUGCGUCUCCUAAUUGGAAUUUUCUAAUUAAAUCCCAACGUUUUGUUUCUGUACCCUUAGUAUGAGUUUGUUUUACGUUUUAAAGUAAGCUCUGAUUGGUUGGUUCAUUCGAGCUGGCCAAUCAAAGCGCCGAACGCGCGGUUUUCGUUCAACGUAAAGAAAACUCUUACUAAGGCUACAGAACACCUUUUCCUGCAAAUUUUCUAUAAAUAGUUUGGCCUACUUGUCAUGUUUUGAUGACUUUUUUGAUAGAAAUAACUUAUGCCAAACUCCAUAAUUUAGAGCGUUCAUAUACACCCAUGCAGACAAAAAGCCUAAAGCGCCACCUAUAACUCUUUCGCAACAAGUACGUACUAUAAUAUUUAGUCAGUUUUUCGGCUUUCACGUAACUGUUUGACGAGGAACUCGACUAGUAUCAAGCCAUGCUAGAGGCUCAUAUUCUUAAGCAACAUACUUCUUUAGCUUCCAACGUAUCUAGGCAAACUUCCUUGUGCGAACUGCUAGGGAGUGAAAUUCUUUGCCGGAGUCUGUAUUUCCUGAUGGGUAUAACCUGGGUGUCUUCAAAGCCCGAGUGAAUAGGUUGCUUAUGGGCAGACGUGCUCCAUCGUAGGCCGCAUCAUUGCUUACCAUUUGGCAAGAUAGCGGCCAAACGUCGACCCAUCAAAUGUAUAAUUUUCCGAAUUCAAGAUCACUCGAGAAUUCUAUAACAGUGACAUCAUCACGACACAGGCGACGCGUAAAUGUCGUCGAGCCGAUAUUAUUACAUUUUACAUUGUUGAAUAAGCGACAGAGUGUGGCGCAAUGUUUAUUGUGUAGGGCGCUCGCGCCGACGCUUGAGCGCGUGCGGCCAUGUUUCUUUUAAUGUCAAAGUUUUCUUUUUAAAUCGCGUCGCGGCACGUUGCCCUUUAGCUAUGCGGUAUUAGACUUUCAAUUUUAUAUGAUUAUGAUUAUUAAAUGGUUUUUUUUUUGUUGUUGGGAAAUCGUGUGUUAAAAUAUUCAAUCGCACGAUUUCUAAUUUUUUUUUUUUAUUGGUGUUCGGAGUCGGAGGGACUGUUUUUUUAGUUUUGAUUUUGAAUGAUCUUUCAAAAUUCUGUGAUAAAUGCCGGACAGAGUCUGGCUAUGUACUUGUAGUAUUGUUAUUUAUUUUAGUUUUAGUAUUGUUAGCGCAACCUGCCGCGACGUGAUCGUUAUUUCCUUCAGAAACUUGGUGGCACUAUGGAUUUGCGUCCAAACUCCGCGUAGUCAUGUCUACAUUCCUUUUAUGUAUAUUUUUAACGGAUUACUGCAUUUUAUUUAUUAUGGUAGUUAUAAAAAUUAUAGUUUAUCAUAGACAAUUUAGUGAUGGGCUGUUUUUUUAUUUACGUAUUAUCCACCGGCUAUAAUAGAGGUUUCCUUGUUUCUGUUACUAGAUGGCGCUAGUGUGACCCGAGUUUUCAUUGUUAGGUGUACUUAGUUGUAAAAUACAGUUUGAAAUAAAAAUAUUAUUGUGUACUCUGACAAAGUUGUAAACAUGUUUGGCCUAAUUUUUCUAUUUAGGAUAAACGAAUGAGCAAUAAAUAAAGUAAGUUUGGAUGUUCCGCUGUCGGCUUGCGGUCACGUGGCGCCAUCUAGUGGCCACACUAUGGAAGUACUCAGUUUGUGCAAUUGAACAGAGUUACUGUAUGUAUAUGUUGCGGUACCGCGGUACCCCGUAGUUACGGUUGGGACGGGCGCGUAGCUGCGUAGACACAUUCGACUACGCCAGACUACGCGCCCCAAGCAUAGUGUGGUGUAAUGUCUAUGCGCAGGGAGUAAGCUUUGCCGCAAGGAGUAUUAUUAAUGAAUGUUUUGUAUAAUUAAUGUAGAAUAUUAUUUUACAACGUUACUAGGCAUAGUCGGGCUCUCUAGCCCCCUAGCUAGUGGACGCAGUAGUGCGCCGGCCGCGCGCCUCCUUCAGCCAUUAACAAUAAUAUGGUUCAUCUUCACUUAGAGACAAGUAUUAGAAAAAAUAAUAAAAUGGUAACACAACA
Molecule: messenger RNA, 9443 nt
Organism: Spodoptera frugiperda (fall armyworm)
Lineage: Eukaryota; Metazoa; Arthropoda; Insecta; Lepidoptera; Noctuidae
Gene: msi
Product: RNA-binding protein Musashi homolog 2
Exons: 4
Coding region: 75-1220 (381 amino acids)
Cellular component (GO): cytoplasm
Molecular function (GO): RNA binding
Source: RefSeq, a predicted model, not a curated record